Molecule: messenger RNA, 1345 nt
Organism: Candoia aspera
Lineage: Eukaryota; Metazoa; Chordata; Lepidosauria; Squamata; Candoiidae
Gene: FHIT
Product: fragile histidine triad diadenosine triphosphatase
Exons: 7
Coding region: 179-628 (149 amino acids)
Biological process (GO): purine nucleotide metabolic process; diadenosine triphosphate catabolic process; intrinsic apoptotic signaling pathway by p53 class mediator
Cellular component (GO): nucleus; plasma membrane; cytoplasm
Molecular function (GO): bis(5'-adenosyl)-triphosphatase activity; ubiquitin protein ligase binding
Source: RefSeq, a predicted model, not a curated record
CAGCGGGAGCACAGAAUGAAAACUUUUCGUUGGUUGCGUCAGAAGCUCUUUUCUGAUAAACCGGCUUCCGGUUACCCUGUGCCCAGCGCUGAUAGUCGUACCGCCCAGCGCUCCUUGCUUGGCAGUCAGCCCAGGACUUAAAAGCACAGUAAAGAUUCUAUAUAUAAAAGGGCUGAACAUGUCACUCCGUUUUGGACAACAUCUCAUCAAGCCCUCUCUUGUGUUUCUGAAGACAGAACUGUCUUUUGCACUUGUGAACAGGAAACCCGUGGUCCCAGGCCAUGUUCUUAUUUGCCCACUCCGCCCUGUGGAACGUUUCCGUGACUUGCAUCCUGAAGAAGUGGCUGAUUUAUUUCGCACAACACAAGCAGUUGGUAAUAUAGUGGAGCAACACUUUGGAGGAACUUCACUCACCAUUUCAGUUCAGGAUGGUCCUGAAGCUGGGCAGACUGUGAAGCAUUUUCAUGUCCAUGUACUUCCAAGAAAGGCGGGUGAUUUUGACAGAAACGACAACAUCUAUGAUGAGCUUCAGCGUCAUGACAAAGAGGUGGAGGAUUCCCCCAGCAAGUGGAGAUCUGAGGAAGAAAUGGCCAUUGAAGCAGCAAUCCUCAAGAAGUAUUUUCAGUGAAAGGAGAGGAGCAACCCAAUCUUUCCAAUUAAUUCUGAAGUAGGAGAAGUGGAGAAGAGCCUCCUUUGUUCCCUUCUACACUGGAAUUGAAAUGAUGGAGGAUGACAACGUACUCAGUAAAGAUACUGGAUUCUUCCAAAGAAUGUUUUAUCAGCCAGACUGAAUCUUACUUAGGUUAAGAUGCUUCUUAGUUUCAGUUCCACUAAAGUUGCUUGAUUUUUUCCGGGGGGUGGGGGGGAAUAAAUAUUUCUGAGUUGCAACAUGUCUCAAAACGAAAGAAAACAUUAAAAUUUUAGAUAUUAAAUACGUUAUGAAAGGUAUUUUAUUAAUUUUACUCAUUGGAUAGUUUGUUUUUUAACAGUGUAAAUUUUACCUUUUACCCUUGCUUUUGAAAUGGUGCCUGGAAAUUUCUAUCACAAACAGCUCCAAGAAAUCUUUACUGGAUUGCUGGAAAGGCCUCUUUCUUGCCCCUAUUUUAAAAGGAAACCAAAUCAGUGAUGAUAGAUAAUAUAUGUCAGUAAACUUUUAUUACAAUAUGGGUAUGGAUGUAUACUUCCAGGGUGUCCUCAGGGUGUGGUCAAGAUGGUGGCCGCAAUGGUGUGAUCUACCUGUUUUUUGUGUGUGUCACAUGCUUUGAUUGGACCAUAACACCACUGCAGUCACCAUCUUGACUUUUUUGACAACAUCCUGAAGAUAUCCCUGAUACUUUCCAUAUUG